AUGGCGCCGGCAAAGAGCAAGAAGUCGAAGAAGUCUGCUGCUGUUCCUCCUCCUCCUCCUCCGCCGCCGCCGCCGGCCAACUUGAUGAACCCCAUGACGGCUUCGUCGCUUGACUAUGCGCUGCCGCUGGAUGUGCCUUACUCCAUCCCCGAAGCUGAGCUGCCUCCAGACCACGGAUACAGCAUCGUCCAUGACCCGGUAGACUUGCCCUUCGAGGAGGAGAAAGAGACCUCUCGACGCAGAGCGGCCAGCAGAGCAAGCGAGCCGCCUGUCACCGUCAACACUUCUGCUGCUGCUGCUGCUGCUACGACUGCUGCCCCCAUCGCUAUUGACCCCCAUGCUGCCGUCUUCUCCUAUCUAGACCAGCAUGAAGAGCAGAUGAGGCCGUCACACUCCAGAAAGGCCUCAGAACCGGUCAUCUCAAAGGCACAUAGACCCAAAGACCAUACCCGGAAGGCGAGCUUGUCCCAGCUGCUCAGGACAGUGUCCGGGGGCAAUUCGUCUUCCACUCGAGAUCUCAGUCCGAGUCGUUCGUCUUCCGUGUCAAAGGAGUCCGAAUACCAGCCUGCAACUCCGCCAGAUAUGCUCUUCGAUCCCAUCAACAUGCACCUCGGAAGCAGCAAGGGGCUCUCCAAGUCGCAGAUGGCCGGCUCAUACAUGACAGACUCAGAAAGCAUACUGGAGGGUCCUACUGCUGCUGCUCCCGCGUUCAUGAACUUCUCCCACCCAGAGGCCUUUUAUAUGCCCAAGAACAUGCUCUCCUAUACCAUGGGACCGCCGCCUGUCUCGUCCAAGCAGGCAGACCGAGUACGGCACGACGCCCAAGCUGGUCCCCUCGAAGGCUCACGGCGUCGUUCGCAGACGUCGGAGCCGUUCGAGUGGACGGCACCCGCUGAGACGCCGCAGCAUGUAUAUCGGAAGUUUGAAAAGCUGAACCAUCGUGUUCUACGCCAUCUUCAGGAAGAGAUAGCGCAGCUGGAAGACGAUCUUCUCACGCUUGAUGACAUUGAUGCCGCUCGCGCUGGGUCAUCGACCACCCGUACAUCCCCAAGGCAGAAACAGCUAGCUGCAAAAUACCGAGACCAGAUACAGGACUAUUCUGUACUUCAGAACAAACGGAGCGACCUACUGGAUAAAGUAAUACUAAAGACGGACCAGUACAAUCGAGCAUUAAGCUCUUUUUCGAAAGUCGUAAAGAACCUACCUGCCGCGUCUGAAGAUGACGUCGACGCAUACCGUGCCUUUCUAAGGACUCCUGCCGGCGCCUCCUCGAAGAGCGAGCGAAGGCUACUAGAUAACAGAACCGAUCUAGUCACCAUGUCCCCCCGUCCCGCAAGCGCACUACACUCUAACCCCCUCUACUCCACCAUGGCAGCGAUAUUUGCCGCUAUCCUCUUUCCCUUACUGGCAUUUGGAGCUAUCUCUGAAUUCUUCGGACGCAUCGUCGUCGUCUCCUUUGUUGCGGGUACUUUUGCCUGGUGGGCGUCCAACGGACCCCCUGGACACGACUACCUGGUCGAGCCACAGGAUGGCUGGAAAUGUGCCGUCAUUUACUUUGGUUUCAUGACUGUCGCGGCACUCUUGCUCUGA
Molecule: messenger RNA, 1590 nt
Organism: Arthroderma uncinatum
Lineage: Eukaryota; Fungi; Ascomycota; Eurotiomycetes; Onygenales; Arthrodermataceae
Exons: 3
Coding region: 1-1590 (529 amino acids)
Source: RefSeq, a predicted model, not a curated record